Molecule: messenger RNA, 3927 nt
Organism: Penicillium waksmanii
Lineage: Eukaryota; Fungi; Ascomycota; Eurotiomycetes; Eurotiales; Aspergillaceae
Exons: 6
Coding region: 1-3927 (1308 amino acids)
Biological process (GO): mRNA export from nucleus
Cellular component (GO): nucleus; cytoplasm; transcription export complex 2
Source: RefSeq, a predicted model, not a curated record
AUGGCUACUCCGUUCAACCCGUUUGCUGGUGUUCCUCGUGGCCAGAGAGGCGGACCAUCGACAGGUGCAAAUGGCCGUGGCCGCGGCGCACCAUGCAAUCGUGGCUCUCAACUUCAAACCCGAGGAGGAUCCAGCACAUUUAGGGGACCCAGGCAACGUGGCCGGGCCCGAAGCACAGGCACUUUUCCAAACCGCGGUCGUGGCGCUGGCGCUGCGGCUGCUGGCUCAUCUCAUUCAGUCACGGCUAAGCAAGGAGCUGGUCCUCAAAACGGCAAUUCGCCGUUCGCUCAGAUCAAUCAACAAAAACCUUUCUCGUCUCCUUUCGGUGUCCCGGCCCAGCAACCAGCACAGCCCCAAAAUAACUCGCCCUUUUCCGGAAUCACGAAUGGAGCACAUACCCUGAACUCGAAUCGUGCGCGAGGGGGGUUUCGAGGUGGUGCCAGAGGAGGCGCGCCGAGACAUAAUCAGUGGGUAAAACCGACAAGGAAGAUGAAUAGCGUUCCUGGACAGCCAGUUCCUGUGGAGGAUAGCUCUAUUCUGGCACAAUACCAUCAACGAUAUGACCAGCUCAAACUCGAUCGCGCAAAGGAAAGGCAACAGGCCAUUAAGAAUGGCCACAUGGCCGAUCCUGACCAGCCUACGUCUCUCAACCAGGCAAUCACGCCAGUCGGAACAUGCGAGGGUAUGUGUCCCGAAUUCGAAAGCAUUGAACGCAUUGUACAAAAAAUGGUGGAUAAGUGCGAAAAGUAUCUCCACCCGUCGACCAAUGCCCUUCAGAAUAUGGAAUGGAAAAUGCUCAAGCGUUUCCGAAGAUCAGCAGCAGGCUACGAUGAACAGCUUCCUUCCGAUAUUCGAACUCCCAAGGCCCUUCUCCAGACUACUAACUAUCUGAUUCGACAUGUUCUUGGUGGAUCCGAACCGCUAGCACUAAUUCACAAAUUUGUCUGGGAUCGAACUCGAUCCGUUCGUAACGACUUUUCGGUCCAACAGGUUACCCAGGAAAGCGACGUGAGAAUAGCAGUGACCUGUCUGGAGCGAAUUGCCCGAUUCCACAUCGUCUCGCUUCAUUUACUGUCAAACCCGGCGAGCGAAGAACCUUUUGACCGGCACCAAGAACGCGAGCAACUCAACAACACCAUGCUUUCCCUUAUAUACUACUAUGAUGAUAAUCGUGGUCGCAUCGUCUUCCCAAAUGAGGAUGAAUUUCGUGCAUACUACAUCAUCUUUUCCAUCCAUGAUCAACGACCCGACCUGGAGGCUCGUGUGCAGAAGUGGCCGGUGUCUUUGCUCGAAUCCCCUCGCGUCCAAGUGGCCAUGGAGCUUUACACAGCCUCGUGCAAUACGUGGCAACCCCAAGGUACUCUUGAUUCACGCCGACCGAAUGCAAUUGCCCAGGGUUUUUACACGCGAUUCUUUAAUAUCAUCAACUCGGGCAGUGUCUCGUACCUCAUGGCAUGUGUGGCUGAGAUCUACUUCAACUACGUUCGACAGACAGCUAUUCGGACCAUUUGGAAAGGAUACUGUCGAACGCCAAUAUCCCAGCAACACAGAAACGAGGAGUGGACAGUCGAUGAAUUAACCCGGGUCUUGCAUUUCGACGAUGAGGAACAGACAACGAAGUUUCUUGAGGAACAAGGUCUUGAGCUUGCUUUCAAUGAGCAGGAUCAGCAGUAUUUGAACUGGGGCUCCCGUCACAUCGAAUCUGUCGAAUUCUCUCCGUCGACAGAGCACGCCUAUUCGGAAACAUUUGUUGAAAAUAAGCGUUCUGGAAGAAGCCUGGUAGCCAUCGUUCUGGGUAUGGGCAUCCGAGAAGCAGCACGUAUGGGAAUGGUCGAUCAAUCUUCUCUUCACGAACGUAGUGCUCCAUCGCCGAAGGAUAUCUCGCUUGACCAAGAUGACUCUCUUUUCGUCUCAAGCAUCGGUAAUGGGGUUCCAGAACCGGUGGUUGAGAUCAGUGACUCUCCACUGGGAUCAGAAUCGCCUGCGCCUAACAGUCCAAGUCUUUUCCAAAACUCUACACCACCGACGUCUGUGAACUUACCAGUGAGCACGCAACCAAGCGUUCUCCCUGCCACGUCGCAGCCUGUGAAUCCAUUCCAAGCGCCCCAGCCUCCCAAUCCAUUCGGUUCAAUGUUCUCUGGCACUGCUUCAGAUGAACCGACCCUGGCGACAACCUCCGCUGCUACUCCAGCCGUGCCAUGCAACCCCUUUGCAGCUUCGCAAAUAUCGCAAGCUCAGAGUCCGUUCCAAACUUCAUCUUCGUCUUUCGCGUUCCCCAAGCCGACAGAGCCAGCCGCAGCGACCGGGAAGGAAGACACCCCGGCAGUAUCGGCAGCAGAAACUCCAAACCCUUUCGGCACAUUCAAGCCAUCACAGACUCUCGGCAAACCUCCAAGCUCCUCUCCUGCUCCCCCCCCAAACAUCCUCGAUAUUUACGAAUGGCGGGGCGCCCAGAAUCCUUUUGCCUUUUCUUUGGGCCAGAAACCCUCCGAAACACCCAAGGAAGCAGAUUCCUCUACUACCAGCACAUCAGCAACUCAGCAAACACCUUCUUUCUUUGCUCCUACCAAAUCACCUUUCUCUCCUGUUGAAGCUAAGGAGCCUGUCUCGCAGAACACAACUUCAACGGGAAUCUUCGCUCCAACUACGAAUCCCCUCAAUUUUCUUGCCCCCCAAAAUAUUUCUCAAUCUUCUCAGUUGUCUGCAUCUAUCGGCCCUGGUAUCAGUUCCACCCAGGAAUCCUCGAGCAUUUUUGAAUCCGUCAAGCCCCCAAGCUUCAGUGGCUUCUCAAAUCCGUCGUUGUUCGCUCCACCAAAUGACAACAAUAAGGAAACGAAAAACACCCAACCAACGAUAACACCUACCUUCGAUUUCUCCAAGUCCGUUCCAGCAAAACCUCAACCAAUGCCGAGUCUGUUCCAGCCUACAUCAGCCGGCCCAUCGCUAUUUACACAUCCCGGGAUUUCAUCUUCCAAGCCUCUCUUCUCCACUGCGAACCCCACUGUCCAGCCCACGUCGGAAACGAGGACUAAAAAUUCCGACGAAGGGGACUAUGAAACCCGAGACGAGCCCAAGCUCAAGAAACCUGAUGAGGUUGUAAAGAUUGGUGGCAAGGAAAAGGAAACGACCACGGCGCACGUUACGUCGCCCGAGCUUGCCAAGGCCUUAACUCAACAAGUUGAUACUCCGGAGGAACCUCUUCAACUGCCGGCUUUCUCUAGUUCCCAGAACCUAGAACCUCCCGCCGAGGAGACCGAGGCAGAACGUCAGGCCAACUGGAAAGAGUUCAUUCGAAAAACGUCUGAGAAACAGAAGAAGGAAGUCGAGGAACAAGCAAUGAGCCGGAAAAGAGCAUUAGAUGAGUGUGCCGAGACUGAGAAGACUCGAGAGAGAUCUAGUUCGAAGGUUCUCAAGACAUCGGGGUCGAGUGAAUCUUCCCCUAUAUCCAAGAAGUACUCCCUUGCCGAAGCAUACGCCAAAGCACUGCCAAAACUGCCGUGUCUGGAUCGCGUCAAAGCCUUAGUCGAGCGCAAGACGCCAGCCGAUGAUGAAACCCAGAUCUCGAAGCCACACAAUCGCCAAGUUGACGAAGAUGAGCUUUUGCUGAAUGCAGCUCGGAUCGCAGCAGAACGACUCCGCACGGGGCCAAAGAUUUUUGAUCCCUCGCCUGAGUACGAUCUACGGCGCUCCUCGUACAGCCCUUCUGCUAGCUACUACAACUCUCCUUACUCGCUGAGCCAGUCCCCUCGACCUCAUGGGUACAAGGUGGUGCAUGCGCCAAAUGUACCAGAAGGCCUCGGCCGAAGCAUGUCUGCAUCGGAGCGACGAAUCCGGGCGACUGGAGCCCACGGCCUGGCCUACAAGGAGCUGGACUUUUCGCAGGUGGAUAAGCGCAAAGAGAAGCGCAAAUAUUUGAACAGUGAAUAG